CCACCUGUCUGGGCAAUGGGAUGGGAUGGCAGAAAACAACCGCGGGCGCAGGCGCGGCGCUGCAAAUCAAGGCAGGCAGUCAGGCAGGGAUGGGACGAAACGAGGCGAGGAGAGCAGCGAGAGGAGCGGAGAGAUUGUGUACGAGCGGCUUCAAAUAACAGGAAGCGGAUUUCAUCGAUGGCGCUGGAGUUCGGCAUGGGCCCGAGCUUGACAUGGCACGGGAGAGGCGACGUGACUUGCUGUGCGGCGGCCGGCCGAGGAGCUCCAGGCGGACAGACGAGCAGCAUGACCUCCGCUGAGCCCGAGAGCAAAGACUUUGGGAUCCUGAGUCCCACGAACUUCAUCCAACUGCAGCAGUACAUCGACUACUCCAGUCAGAAGGUGAAGGACGUCCUGAAGGAUUUCGACGAGAGCGGCACCUUAUCCACCUACCGGAGAGGAGAGUGGAUUGAUGAAGAUGGCUUCAAGGCCUUCAUGAAGACCUACUUGGACGUCCGGGAUGUCCCAGGUGGCCUCUGCCAUCAGCUCUUCAUGUCUUUUCAGACCUCCUCAGAGACGGACAGCGCUUCUGAUGGUCCCAGACGGGUGUGCCUGAAGGACGUGUCCUGCUACCUGUCCCUGCUGGAGGGUGGCCGGCCCCGGGACAAGCUGGAGUUCACCUUCAAGCUGUAUGACAAAGAUGGCAACGGCCUCCUGGACAGCUCCGAAGUGGAGCGGAUCAUCGCGCAGAUGAUGCACGUUGCCGACUACCUCGGCUGGGACGUCACGGAGCUCAAACCGAUCCUCAAAGACAUGAUGAAGGAGAUUGACUAUGAUGGCAACGGCACGGUGUCCCUGGACGAGUGGAUUCGUGGAGGAAUGACCAGCAUCCCUCUGCUGGUGCUGCUUGGCUUAGAGGGGGCCGUCAAAGACGACGGGCAGCAUUUAUGGCGUAUGAAGCACUUUAACCGACCGGCGUACUGCAACGUGUGCCAGAGUCUGCUGGUGGGCCUGAGGAAGCAGGGUCUCUGCUGUAUCUGCUGCAAGUUCACCAUCCAUGAGCGCUGUGCCUCCAAAGCUGUGGCACAGUGCAUUGCCACCUAUGCCAAAUCCAAGAAGGACACCAAUAUUCAGAACCACGUCUGGCUGGAUGGGUACUGUGAGGCCAGUAAGUGCGGGCACUGCCAAAAGAAGAUCAAGAGCUACCAGGGGCUGACGGGCAAGCGCUGUGUCUGGUGCCACAUCAAGCUCCACGAUGACUGUGUUUCUCAGGUGCCUGUGGAGUGCAAGUUAGGAGUCUUCAGGGAUCAUAUUUUGCCACCCUGUGCCAUCUACCCAAUCAUCCUAGAGAGGAGGAACAGCAGCUCGCAGCCAGAUGAGACAUUGCAGGUUUUCACCACGGCGGACGGGCAGAUCCUGCGGAUCACACCAGUGGCCAACACACACCCCCUGCUAGUGUUUGUGAAUCCCAAGAGUGGCGGCAAACAAGGGAAGAGGGUGCUUCGGAAGUUCCAGUACCUCCUGAACCCCAGACAAGUGUACAACCUCUCGGAGGGAGGCCCAGGACCCGGGUUGAGUUUCUUCCGAGAGCUGCAGGAGUUUCGAGUUCUGGUGUGUGGGGGGGACGGGACCGUCGGCUGGAUCCUAGAUGCCAUUGACAAAGCCAACCUGCCAGUGAGACCUCCGGUUGCGGUGCUGCCACUCGGAACGGGGAACGACUUGGCCCGCUGCUUGCGGUGGGGUGGAGGCUAUGAUGGCGAGGGCCUGGACCGCAUCCUCACAGACAUCGAGAAAGGCUGCACGGUGCUGAUGGACCGCUGGAGUGUGCAAGUCCUGCCCGACAAUCCCGAGGAGGAGGGAGACCCUGUCCCAUACGAGAUCAUCAAUAACUACUUCUCCAUCGGUGUGGAUGCCUCCAUUGCCCACCGUUUUCACCAGAUGCGUGAGAAGUUUCCCGAAAAGUUCAACAGCAGGGUGAAGAACAAGCUGUGGUAUUUUGAGUUUGCCACAUCAGAGACCAUCUCUGCCUCCUGCAAGAAGCUGAAGGAGUGCAUUACCAUUGAGUGCCAUGGGAAAACCCUCGAUCUGACCAGCCUCUCCCUCGAGGGCAUCGCCGUGCUCAACAUUCCCAGCAUGCACGGCGGCUCCAACCUAUGGGGCGAAUCGAAAAAGUUGGAGCACAGAGGCUCACAGCAGGAGCUGCCUGAAGUCAUCAUUGACGCUGACGUUCUCCGAAAAAGUGGUCAAGAUAUGAGUGACAAGCGGCUGGAGGUGGUCGGGCUGGAAGGGGCCAUAGAGAUGGGCCAGAUCUACACGGGCCUGAAGAGCAAAGGCAGGCGGCUGGCCAAGAGCUCCGAGAUCAUCAUCAGGACCAAGAAGCCCCUGCCCAUGCAGAUUGACGGGGAGCCGUGGAUGCAGCCGCCAUGUACGAUCCACAUCACUCACAAGAACCAGGCCUGCAUGCUGAUGGCCCCUCCGCCUCGCUCAUCAAGUUUUUUCAACCUGAAGUAGUCACAGUAUGGGGCCCCCCCCCCCCCACUCCCCCCUAAAACCCCCCAACUCUUCUGGAAAUCAGAGGCCAGUACACCAUUUGGUACUCUGGAGGAAUACAGGGGUCCCGUCUGGCUCGGACGGAGCUUGCAUGUCCAGCAUGGAGUGAGACGUACUAUGAGGAGAGCCUGGGAAGUGGGUGGCAUGGGACACUGUGACAUGCCAGGCUGUGCCUUUUUGGCUGCCAUUCUUGUACAUAAUAAUAUUUAAAGAACGGGAAUAAUAUUUUUUUAGCUUGUGGUGAAUGAAUACAAAAAGAGGGCGAUGUGCGUCUAUUGAUUUGCUUGCUUGUUGUGUAUGAUCCUUCUGGGCCUUUGUGCCCAUAUAGUGUCCCUCUCUGGAAUCGGUGGCUCCUGUGAUUAUUCAACAAGAGGCAAGCAAUGUUUAUUUUAUGUAGCGUCUUUCAAUGCUUCACCUGGAUCUAAAAGCCAGGCAUCCGAGGAGUAAGUCGCUAGUGGGCAUCACAGAGAGGAAAGGGCCAUCUGAUGAUAAGUUGCCAUGGCAACAACCGGACACCACAGGUCUCAGCAGCCUGCCACUAAACUACAUGAAGAAGAGAGCAAUGCCCAGCUUACCCGCUGCAUCUAGCACAGGGCACACACUACAGCCCACAUGUAUCAACCAAAGAAGCUCAGCAGUUAGCUCUGAUCCUGCCAACUACUCCAAUUGUACCCAGCAUGUGAAUGAUGAGUUCUUUUUGAAGAGAAGCCACAAUUAUGACCAAAACGCAUAUCAAUCUCCAGUAAGCGUGAUACGGUACAAAGGAUAGGAGGGAUUUACCCUUUUUUAAAAUGUGGUUUUCAACCUCCAAUAAUAGUAUACGGUAUAAAUAUAAAUGUUUGGUUGUCUGGUAAGCAAAUCCACACUGUUAACCCUCUCUCUGCCAAAUCUUGCACAGAUUCCCCUUUGCACAGGUGAAGACCAUACAUUCUGAACAAAGGUCCCCUGUGACCGCAGCAGGGUUUUAUUAGGGAAAUGUUGAGUGUCUGCCCGUUUUCGUUAUAUGGAAUUUUCUUUACCUCCCCACCCCGGGAGGAUGUUUCUAAUAUUUACAAUUCAUUUUGAUUAUUAGUUUUGAGGGCAGCACGGUGGCGCAGUGGGUAGCACUGCUGCCUCGCAGUUAGGAGACCCGGGUUCGCUUCCCUGGUCCUCCCUAUGUGGAGUUUGCAUGUUCUCCCCGUGUCUGCGUGGGUUUCCUCCCACAGUCCAAAGACAUGCAGGUGAGGUGCAUUGGCGAUCCUAACUUGUCCCUAAUGUGUGUGAUUGGUGCGUGUGUGUGCCCUGCCCGGGAUUUGUUCCUGCCUUGCACCCUGUGCUGGCUGGGAUUGGCUCCAGCAGACCCCCGUGACCCCUGUAGUUAGGAUAUAGCCGGUUGGAUAAUGGAUGGAUGGAUAUUAGUUUUGAGACUUGGAUUCAUUUCGACUCUUGUCAAUUUACUUUACCGCUGUUCUGCGACGCCAUUUUGGAAGUAUCACGUGACCACAGUCGCCCACUUCGGUGACAUCACUGGCCUCCCGGCAGCAGUCGAAUGACUCAGGAUCCAGCAGUUUAUAAAAGCUUUCCUUACGUCAUCGGUUAGAAGGCCUAGCGUCGGGUUCCUUCUUCUGCUUUUGAUGUUCACGUUUGCUUUGCCUCUUGAACGGCUUGGUUUGAUUUUUCUUGAUUUCGACCUUAGCUCAGCCCUCUGUUUUUGUAAUCCUCUCCUGGUUAUUUUCUCCCACCUCUCAGUAAUUAUGGGGUACGUACCUUAACAUACUGAGAGAGAUCCAGAAUCAUUUCAUCUUUGCCAUAUUAAUAAUCGGAAAGGCAGCGACGUCCCCAAAUGUGAUCAUGUGAUACUCACCAGAAUGCAUAAAAAGGAGCGGCAUUCAAAAUGGCGUCACAAAACGAUGGUAACAGAAGUCCAUCCAAAGCUGUAGCCCACUUCUGAGCUGCUUGUUUGAUGCUGGUAAUGGAGGGAUACACAGAGGCUUCAGUACGGCUGCAAUUCUAGAAGAAGACCCUUACUGUAACCCCAGCUGGAUACUCGCACCACACUUAUAACAAAAAUAGUAAGAACGGCCAGGAAGAGGCAGCUUGGAGACUGGCGGUGUGGACGGAAGUGGGUGGCAUCAGAGGAUGACGGUGCCCUCACGGGGCCUCCUAGUGGAGCAAAUGACCUGGAUGCAUGGCCUGAAACACACUAAAAACAGCCAAUGGUGCACAUCACUGGGAUGGUGGAGAAGAACCCCCAGGUACCCGAGGAACAGCCCAUUCCGACGCAGCGAGGACAUGCAAACUCCACACAAGCUGGUCCCGCUCAUCUCCCAGAAUUGCUGCUCCCCUUCUCUCAGCUCUCGAUUCCCACAAACCCGUCAUCUCCAAGGCCAGGUCCCCAUGUUAGAAGAAGCUUGGAGCAGAGCUGAUCAAGAUGCAUGUCAACUGUCAGGACCGCAGGGAUGUCUGCAGCCCUGUGCUCAUCCAGUCCGUCCCCUGUCGAGACAAGCAAAAGAGCAGCGGAUGAAGAGGGGCAUUGUGGGAGACAGCGGCUGGGGGUCAAGGCAGCCAAUCCAACCUCUAGCACAAGCCAGGUCUCCUUGUGUUCUUCAGGGGAGUGCAAGUGACCACCUAAUGGGAUGACAAAAAAAAAACCCAAAAACAAAAAAGGUAGCAGGCUCGUGUGCCCAUCAUGGGUCUCUAAAUGGAUACACGGAGUUUGGGCCGUCUUGUAUUUCUUCAGGCAGGGUCACCUGCCCCCUUCAUGUCCUUUCAUGAUGUCUAAGCGGGCUGAUGAGAAAAGAUUAGAAAGCUGCAGCUCCAGCUGAAUUGAGAUGGCACCCUGUCCAGCAUGCGGUCAUAGGGUCAAGCCCUACAACCAAGACAUUACCUGAACUGUCCGUCGAGGGCAUCUACAGAUGGCACUCAUGACAGGAGAUGAAAUUACACACAAAACGCUUUAAAGACUUGGGGUGUGCCAAUCCAUUAGUGAGUCUGUGUGAAGAUCAGGCUCCCUCAGUACAAUGCGAUUAUUAUUACUGGCAUGUCUCCUCAAACUAGUCAGCCCUAAAACAAUACCAACAAAAAAACAAAACAAAAA
Molecule: messenger RNA, 5605 nt
Organism: Erpetoichthys calabaricus (reedfish)
Lineage: Eukaryota; Metazoa; Chordata; Cladistia; Polypteriformes; Polypteridae
Gene: dgkaa
Product: diacylglycerol kinase, alpha a
Exons: 24
Coding region: 16-2490 (824 amino acids)
Biological process (GO): lipid phosphorylation; intracellular signal transduction; diacylglycerol metabolic process
Cellular component (GO): plasma membrane
Molecular function (GO): ATP-dependent diacylglycerol kinase activity; calcium ion binding
Source: RefSeq, a predicted model, not a curated record